AUGCCUCGAAAAGCUCAUACAAAGUCCAGAAAUGGCUGCAUUGUAUGCAAACGACGUCAUGUCAAGUGCGAUGAAUCAUAUCCAAUAUGUUCAAAUUGCAGGGACGCAAACCGCCACUGCGAAUAUCAGGUGUCAAAAGCCGUGUUCAGACAUUCAUCGCUAAACAACUUCACUCGGACCUCAACUCCGCUUCAACAACCUUCACCUAUCUCCCCUCAAGUUAUCACUGAACAUGAUACCGAGGAUGAUUCAUACUCACCAGUUAACAUGCAUCACAUGAAUUUAUUCCACUUUCUAACUACAGAGACAUUACCCUCAUUGCACACCCAUGAACUUAUAGACAUAUCUCCGACGGACAUCCUCAAACACUGUCUACCAGUUCCCUAUCUAAUGAACGAAUUCCUCGGCUUCGCGGCCUUACACAAAAGCAUCGUGGGAGGCGAAGCACACAUGAGAGAAUCUUAUCGGUUUCAGGCAAUGAAUUUCCAAACUCACGCUUUAUCAAUAUACAAUGCUGAGCCGGCGGUUCUCAACGCAGAGACCUGUAUUGCGGCAUUUCUCUUCUCUUCCGUGCUUGGCGCGCAUCUCCUGUGCGAUACCUUGAUUUACCGUGGCGACGAUACUUUGAACAAAUUCCUGGAAAGAUUUGUACAAUAUAUUCAUAUUCAUCGCGGCAUUCGUACCGUUGUCGGCGGCCAUUGGGACGAUCUAUCCCAAUCACCGAUUGGACGCAGUUUCGUGAUUUCUCGCGCCGUGUUAGGUGACCAACCUGCAACCUUCGGACCAACCCUCACAAAACUCUUGGGUCUAAUCCAAAGCGCAAAGCUUGGCGAAUCGCUGACAAAGUCGUAUAAAUUGGCAAUUGGGAAUCUACAGUCAAUCAUGAACGUGUGUGAGGUGUCCACUUCGACCUCCAUUUCAACUCCAGCCUCCGUGUCAGCGUACGGUGCGGUUAUUGCGUGGCCAGUCAUGGUACCGAUAGAAUACGUGGAUGCACUCGGUAUGCGACGACCAGAGGCGUUAGUUAUUCUCGCAUAUUAUGCUGCUUUGCUACAUUUGUAUCAACAAUUGUGGAUGUUUGGGGAUGGGGGACGCUUCCUGAUAGAGUCUAUUUGUGAUUCUUUGGGCGUUGAAUGGGGGGAUUGGUUGGAAUGGCCGAUGAAAAUCUUGCAUGACGAUAAUAAUAGUCUUGAGUUAAUAUCAGAUUCGUGA
This is a messenger RNA of Talaromyces marneffei, 1212 nucleotides long. RefSeq lists its product as uncharacterized. Lineage: Eukaryota; Fungi; Ascomycota; Eurotiomycetes; Eurotiales; Trichocomaceae. Gene Ontology annotation, molecular function: DNA-binding transcription activator activity, RNA polymerase II-specific; zinc ion binding. Bases 1 to 1212 code for a protein of 403 amino acids. The transcript is spliced from 2 exons. Gene Ontology annotation, biological process: regulation of transcription by RNA polymerase II. The record is from RefSeq and is a predicted model, not a curated record.